This is a messenger RNA of Cydia amplana, 1558 nucleotides long. RefSeq lists its product as uncharacterized. Lineage: Eukaryota; Metazoa; Arthropoda; Insecta; Lepidoptera; Tortricidae. The coding region runs from base 148 to 621 and encodes 157 amino acids. The record is from RefSeq and is a predicted model, not a curated record. The transcript has a single exon.
UCAAAUAAAACAAAACGAAAUGUCAAUGACGUCACGUUGGCGACAGUCGCGUUCUCAUUAUUUUUGUUUCGCAAUUUUUAGAAUAUCUGGGUUAUUUUAGCGAACGGUGCACAAAACCAAACGGAAACCGGAAUAAUCAACGAAAAUAUGGACAACCAGUACUAUUACAAGCUGAUGGCGAGUUAUCUGUCCAAACGGAACUGCGACGAGUCCUUUAUGAGGUACUUCUUUGGGAAAACUUCGACAAAGAAGACGCCCGAGGAAUUGGAGCGGGCGGACGAGCGCAAACGGCGGCUGCAGCGGGAACGCUCGCGGCGCUAUCGCGCGCUGAAGAACGCGAGACGACAGAACGAGGGAAGCGAAGAGGCGGGUUGGUCGAAGCAGCGCGCGCCGCCUGACGACGAGCCAAGCGACACUGACGAGCCGCCGACGCUGUGCGACCUGUCGUACGAGCCGGGCUCGUCGGACUGCGCGUCGGACGACAACUCGGCGCACUCAGCGGCCAGCGAGCCCGCCGCGGCGCCGCCCGCGCUCAGCCUGCGCGAGCUGCUGGCGCAGCCCAACGCCGAGCUGGACUACCCCACCGUGCACAGCCUCAUGUUCCACUGGCUGCAGACGUAACCGCCCCCGCGCUCGCGCCCGCUCCGCUCCACUCGCCACCCUACGUACUGAACACGAAGGAAAAGCGCGGAGUGCGGUGUGACAUAUCAAUGCUUCAAUAGUUCACACAAGAAGACCGAGCCGUCCUGUUAAUUUUACUUAUUAGAGUAUAUGAUAACUUUGUCAUUAGCUUUUAGUCGCUCCCGCGCAGCGAGGCGCUGCUCCUGUGGGAUUGGAUUGUGUCAAUUUAUCCUGACGGGAGCAGUUUUUUGGUAUAAUAUUAUGAGAUUUCAUGUAAUCACCCAAAUAAUUCUCACUGAAUAAUAUAGUAAUUAGAAAAUUUGGAGGUCUGGUGAGUGGGAGCAGAAUGUUGUGAAGAUUGGGACUGGUCGAGUGAUGUUGGGUGGUUACGUGAGAAGCACUGCUGGUGCAACUAGAUGUAGAAUAUUCCAUUAGACAAUAAGUUGUUAUAAGUUGCCAUAUCCUAUUACUUAGAUACUCAACUAUUAUAUAUGAUAUAGAGAAGUAUAUAGUUACUAUAUACCUAUAGUUUGUGAUAUGAAUGAAUUUACAUUUUGUGUGAAAUCUACAAUGUUAGCUAGUAUGGUAAUGUUAGGAGGGAGACAGGGCUCCGAGCACAUUCCUUGAGCCUGGUUGGUCAAGCUUGAGUCACAUUGGCAACAAGUACAUAUCUUACAACUUCAGUCCAUGGACAUAGUAUUUUAUAAUGGACAAUAAUGCAUAAUAUUACUAUUGUCUGUACCGUAGUAACUCAUCCACAGCUUGUAAGUUUUACUUGUCUCAUGUAUGCAGCUUUUCUUCAUGUGUGAUGUUCAUAUUCACCAAUGGCUGCUAAGAGCUAAGUAAAACGUACAUGAGGUAGUAGGCAUUAGUUUUGGUAGGACAUUUUCAGUUAGUGUAGUUUAGGGUCUCCAAACUUAUUUUCCCUAAGGGUUAC